ACCACGCCCCUCAGAUAAGAAACAUGAGUCGAUUUCCAAGAGCAGGGCCUUGCAAUUCGCUUGUCCCCAAGCUUUCACUGCGUCCUCCACUUCAUUCGGAUCUGACAGCCGACUCAAUUGGCAGCAGGAUUUCGAUGGGCGGAAUAUCUUCCAGUUUCCAACAUGGGCCUCAUGCUUCCGCAAGGCUGUCGGGCCAAGUGCCAUAGGCUUAUUGGAUCCUGCCAUUUUGAGCCCAACAACCCCCGCCGCCAUUCCCGCCCAAUGCCAGAACAUGAAAGACAGGCCUCCAUGAGGAGAACAGGAUCUGGGCUCUGCUACCACCAGGUCUGAGCUGCAUGAGGCGGCAGGAAACGCAGGCUCUCAUUCGUAGGUAGCCAGCAACCCUUUCGGGAAUCAUGCGAUCCUAUCAGAACGGCCCUCUAAGCCGGCCCCCGCUACCAAGGCAAACUCAACGGCGGCGGCAUGGUUCGCAUUCUCGAAAACCGCUGAACCCCGAGAAGCCCAGGUGAGGGAGGGUGUAGGGUAAAUUGUGAAGAAUAUCCCCUCAGCUGUCUGGCAAUUAAUUGAUCAACUACUACGAGUCUCUUCCUCCAUCCUUUUCUUUCCAUCCCGUGUGCCUGGCAUGUGAAGCGACAUGUCAAUCGGCAAGCUUCAGGCCGCGCUGGCAUCGGCCACCAACGAGGUGACGGUCGCAGCAGCAAAUAUCAACUUUGACUUUGCGCUCGUCAAGUGCGAGGCGCCACCCGAAUACCAGCCGCUGGGUCUGCAGCUGUCGGCCAAGCGGAAAGACGAGGCUGAGAACGGCUCGCAACAUGUGACUGCUAGGAGACUGGGCGCUCUUUUCGACGGCCAAGGCCCCAAGGCCCCAAGGCUGAUCGCUGCGUUUGGCAAGCGGGCUUCCGAUAUUUCAAAAGAUGCCAACGUCAAGUUCAAGCCACAAUAUGCCGCCAACUGGAUCUUCUCCGACUACACCGGCGUCGACGCCACCUCCUUGUGGGCCGCGGCCACGUCCAGCAAAGCAGCGAUACCCGUCUACCUGCUGGCCUGCAUGCUGGCCCGUGUCUGGAGCGACGCCGAAGCCACUUCUCUCUGGGUCGAGAUCGUCGCUGGGAGGCGUCGGGAGAUCGCAACUCGCUUCGAGGCCGGCGAGGCCUUGCCGUUUGCGACAACCACGGCGGCCGCGCAGCAGGAGCUCACCCGUGAUCAGCUCGCCAAAUGGGACGCCAGUGCUCGGGCUUGGUUGCGGACUGCCGACGACAUGUGGCCAAAGCAGCGCCGGCAGUUCUUGCUCGUCGCGGACAAUAUCGAAAUCGCCGUCAACAACAUCAGUCAACCUUACCACAGCAUCAUCGAAGCUUGGGUCUCUGCUAUGGGAACGAUGGACAAGCUCAUUGGAGGGGAGCCGCACGCUAUCAAAGAUGGAUCGGUCCUCCUCGGCAUCUCAUCAUGGCACAUAUACCCAAACAUGACCGUAUUGGGCACCGCUGCCUUGAAAUCCGUUGACAUGGCAGACUCGCUGGUUCACCCAGGUGGUAUCAUCACUCUUGGCAUGAAAGAUCCUACAGAUAGGGCCGCCCGUGGUGCUUUUUGGUCACUGUCCCUCGCGCAUCACAGGUACUACGGCAAGCCGGUCCAGAAGAUGGUGGAGCUAAAUCGUGAUGGAAGUCGCCUUACGUUCAAAGAGCUACAAAUCGCCCUUCUCGGGAUGAUCCUGUCUCGGUGGAAUGUGCCAGUCUCGCAAACUGACCGGGCACUGAGGUUUCUCCUCAAGAUCGCGUCAGCGCUUCCCUCCAACCCAGACACGAGAGCGGAUGGAUGGAUCGGCAUGCUGGUUUCGCCUAUCAUGGAAUAUCUCCAAGGAGAUGAUCUCGCAGCGGAGUUGGUUUCUCUGGGCAGGCGCCGGCCGAACUUCAUUCCGACCGACGUGAACAGGCCUCCAGACCUGCCGUUCUUCGGCUUGUUGCAGAUCAACACAGUCUUACGACUGGUCCCAUCCUACCAUGACCGCACCAAUCUCAUGCUACGGCUUGCACUUCGAGCUGCCGGGCUGCGGGAUCGGAGAUUCGCCAUCGCUUUCGUGGCACAUGGUCAGCGCAAAGCUUGUUGCGUUGACCCGGUCUCAGGAAACAACGCCGAUGAAAUGACCCUACUCAACCUCCAAGUUCUGGAAUGGGAAGGUUGGGCCUCUUUUCAGGCCAUUGACGGCACGGUAUAUGGAUUCCACUUUGGAGACCCAGACUAUGCCGCCAUAUUUGUCGAAAGCAGUACGCUGGAGGCGCACACACAACCUCCUUGUAUCGAAAACGAGGACAUCGUAUGGGCGAUCCGGCGCGACAUGAUGGACCUCGUUGGGCUCAAGAAACUACUCACGAGACGCCAGCUCCAAGAUGCGGACAAAAUCAUGAUAGCGCUGUGCAAGCUCGGAUAUGCAUCGAGGGUAUACCAAAACCUUAGUCGGCAGGGCGCCUCGAUCUCUCCAAAAGCGCUGCAUGCCACCUUUGGGGUCAUGUGGUAUUUACCCGAUGAUCCCCAAGGCGAGACCUUAAUGGGCUACAUUGACAGGUUACAUGAAGCUGGGCCCACAUUGGCCAUGAGGUUCAUAUCUUUUUUUGAAACCGGCAUACUACUCCCCGACACCUUUUCACAGGCGGCCGGAGCCAUCGGCAUCGCGGUUGGGGACUCGAUAUAUGUGCCGACAAGACUGCUAUCAGACCCCGCGGUACAUACCGACCAGCCCUAUAAAUUCAGCAGGCUGCUUGGGAACAUUGGGCGGCCCGGGUUAUCAAUACUCACGACUCCUGCAACCGCAGACCUGCAGGCUCGAGACUCCGAUCUAGGGUUGUGGCAAAAGGCCCCACCUCGGUUCAACGGCGAGCGCGAGGACGCCUUCUCGAGAACUUCGAUGCACAUCGGCUUCACCGACUGGCAGGCGCCACUGUUUCACACGGAAUCGGUCGGGCAACACAGCUCGGAGAUCAGCCAUGUCGAGGUCGUCGUGUCGGUCCGCGAUUCUGGGGAGCGACCCGCGUUUACAUUUGCCCUGAAGAUGUGUGUUGGGAGUGUAAUACAUAAUAAGUUACUUCGAGCUCAGAAAUGCGAUGUCGGUUCGGCUGAGUCUACUAGAAGGCACCCACCGUUCCCGGCGAUGUUGUCGCGGACUGCUCCCGAGGCUUCCGAGCAAAACAAAGCACGCAUUCGAUGUUGGACCGGGCUCGCGUCUUUUGGCGCGAUUCACGACAACCUGGCCUAUCAAAGCCCCUGGCGGACCCCUACUGGCACUAUCAGCGGCGCUCCGACCAGGGGCUAA
Messenger RNA from Gaeumannomyces tritici R3-111a-1, 3307 nucleotides. RefSeq lists its product as hypothetical. The record is from RefSeq and is a predicted model, not a curated record. NCBI's taxonomy places the organism in Eukaryota, Fungi, Ascomycota, Sordariomycetes, Magnaporthales, Magnaporthaceae. The transcript is spliced from 4 exons. Bases 635 to 3307 code for a protein of 890 amino acids.